GCUCGGUUCUUUGCACGUAGAGUACGAUUUUCCUUGCUUAUUUUCGUUCGUUGAAAUAAAAUAGAAAUCAAAUUUUCCACAAUUAAGUGCAUUUUAUUUAAAAAAAACCCAUUAAAAAUAAAUGUAGUAAAGUGCAAUACAACAAAAGCAAAUGGAAUAUAUGGAAAAAAAUGAAUUAAUGAGACCAUCAAGCCAGCCAGCCAGAGCCAGAGGGUACAACGAAACAAAAUAACUCUCGAGUGGUUGAAUAGUUUUGUUCACGGUGUUGUUGUGUAGAUGUUAAACGAAAAAAGAAAAAAAAAAUAUACAGCCGCGAUUAGAGUUUAAAAAGAAGAAAAUAACCAAAACGAAAAAUAGCAGAAAAGUGUAAAAAAAGUGAAUGCAACAAGGAGAAAAGUAAUAUUAUUUACAAAACCAAGAAAAAAUAUAUAUAAUGGAGAAAAUUUCGAAUGGAAAGUUUUUCAAUGGAUAUGCCAAAAAUUGUAAUGAUUUUGAAGGCAGCAGCAACGACAACAAAUGAAAUGUGAAAUAUGGUGGUACCUAGCUUAAAUUUACCAAAGGAAAAGGAAAUAAAAAAAGAAGAAAAAAAUACAAAACUACAAAAUAAACCGCAAUAACAACAAAGAAUAAAUAAAAAUAUCCUAAAUAUUUAAUCGACCAAAAAUAAAAAAAAACUUCCGACCGCAUAAAUGUCACAAUAACAACAACAAUAACCUACAAAGGAUUUAUAGUUUCAUUUGGAAACAAUGGUUUCACAUGCCAAGGCAAUUAACGAAAUGAAAGCAAAAGUAGAAUUUAUUUAAUUUGUUACAAUAAAAAUUUACACACACACAAAUACCCAAACAUAUCACAGUAGCAGUAUCAAACGAGAAAGGAGGACAUUUUAACGACGAUAAAAUAACCACUGCACACAACAACUACAGCAAAGAGUAUAUCUUCCCAUAAUAAAUAUAUUUACAAAUACUAAACCAAAUGUAAUUGUUUUCUUCGAAUCAAAGAAAAGGAAAAGAAACAAUAAAAGACAACAGCAGAAAAAAACCUACAUCACCAUCAUCUUCAUCUUCAAAUCCAAACAGCAUAAUAUAGCUAAGCGAUACGGCAUAAACUAUUGCUGCCGCCUCUAUAUUUACAAACAUAUAACAACUAAUGGAUCCAUAUCAUCAUAUACGUCAACAUUAUCAACCACCCUCUAGGCCAGAAUUGCAUCAAAAAUGCAAUCGUGGUUCACAUUCAAGUGAUACAAGUUCAGCAUACAGUGGCAGUGAUACCAUGGCAUCCGUUUACGGUUCAUCACUGGAUGGUGAGGAGAUUGAUUUCUCCGGUUUGGUGGAGUCCACCGUCGAUUCCGAUGAAGAAGAUUUGGCCGAAUCUAUGGACAGCCUCAAUGUCCGUGAUGCUGUUCGCGAUUGUUUGGAAAAAGAUCCCUCUGAACGGACGGAAGAAGAUGUUGAAAUUCUACUCGAAUUCACACAGGGCCUCAAGGCCUUUACAAACAUUACACUGGCCGUGCGCCGAGCCCUGUGUUCGGUGAUGGUCUUUGCUGUGGUCGAUAAAGCCGGCACUGUCGUUAUGUCUGAUGGUGAAGAGUUGGAUUCAUGGUCAGUACUCAUCAAUGGUGUGGUGGAAAUUGAACAUGCCAAUGGCGAACGUGAGGAGCUCCAGGUGGGCGAUUCCUUUGGCAUUUUGCCCACAAUGGAUAAACUCUAUCACAAGGGCGUGAUGCGCACGAAAUGUGAUGAUUGUCAGUUUGUGUGUAUCACUCAAACGGAUUACUAUCGGAUACAGCAUCAGGGAGAGGAGAAUACACGGCGACAUGAGGAUGAAGAUGGUCGUGUCGUUAUGGUCACAGAGUUGCGGCAAAUUGGUAGCAAUGAUGGUACGGCAGCAGGUGGUGGUGGCCAGGGUUCGGGGGCAAAUGCCAAGCGAGGCCAUGUGGUGAUCAGAGGCACCCCUGAACGUUUGCUGCAACAGUUGGUGGAGGAGAAUUCCAUGACGGAUCCUUUCUAUGUGGAAGAUUUCCUCUUGACCCAUCGGAUUUUUAUUAAAAAUUCUCAAGAAGUUACCCAAAAGUUGCUGAAUUGGUUUGAGGCCGAUGUAAAUGGCAUGGAGUCAGCACCGAAAUUUGCCAGUCAUGCCACAGCCCAGGAGAUAAGGGAUCGUGUUACCCGUGUCGUUUUGCUUUGGGUCAACAAUCAUUUCACGGACUUUGAAGCCGACCAUGAAAUGAUGGAAUUUUUGGAGAUUUUCGAAGCCGGUUUAGAGAGGAAAAAGUUGUUGAGCCAACUGCGUUUGCUACACAUUGCCUGUGCGGCCAAGGCCCGUAAUCGUUCUUGCACCUUAACGCGAUCCUCGCGUGAUGAAUCGCUGAAUUUCAAAAUCAUUGGAGGCUAUGAAAUGCGUGGAGCUUGUGUGGCCACAGGCGGCUGUGGCAUUUAUAUCUCGCAUGUGGAAAAGGAUUCCAAGGCCCAGGAGGCGGGUCUCAAACGUGGCGAUCAGAUACAUGAAGUGAAUGGUCAAAGUUUUGAACAUGUGACCAGUAAACGGGCCCUGGAAAUUCUAAUGGGCUCCACCCAUUUGAGUAUAACUGUAAAAAGUAAUCUGCUAGGUUUCAAAGAAAUGAUGCAGGCUGUGGAGCUGACGGCCAGUGGUGGCAUGAACUCGGCCAACGGGAAUAUGGCAGCAUUGGGUUCGAAAUCAUUGCGUUCUCCUCGAAGGAUAUGUGCCAAUGAUGUGGCCAAGCUACAUGGAAGGGCCGAUUCGACAAGCGAUGACAUGACCGCAGCGGCAAAUAGGGCGCACAUAGUUCGCCUCAGUUCGGUGGAUAUGUUGCUGCAUUCGACGGCAGGUGAAGAUCAAACGGAUAGAGGAUUACCCAGCCCUGGUACCCCGGUACAGAGUUCCGGCAACAUGGCCUCAAAUUUCAUGAACAAUUUAUUGCAGUCAGUCAAUGCCUCCGGGAAGAAAGAUCCCAAUGCCAUGCAGGGUAAUGGUGGUGGUGGCGGUGGUGGCGAUUCCAAGGGUGGAGGUUUUAUGACCUUGGCCCCUAAGAGGAGGUUGCAAAAGGCCUUGGCCAAAAUGAAUUUAUUGCACAAAAAUGUUACCGGGCUGCAGGCCUCAAACUUAAAUGAUUCCAGCGAUGCAUUGCUAAAUGUGGCCUGUUCGGAGAAACACAAAUCGGGAUCUCUCAGCAGUGCUUCCUCAUCAUCUGGACCCAAUGGAGGCGGUGGUGGCAGACUUUAUCAGUCUCAAUCGAAUCCCGAUUUAACCUCCCUGCAAUAUGAAGAUAAUUCGACAACAUCGACACUAAAUCCAGGCAGUUAUCUCUCUGCCUCGGUCCAUAGGCCAUCGGCUGUAUCCACCACGGGAAGUCUGGUGCCAGACUAUCCAGAACAUGUCCUCAAGGUGUUCAAGGCAGAUCAAACCUGUAAAUAUUUGCUAAUCAACAAAGAGACCACAGCCCAUGAAGUGGUUAUGUUGGCUCUGCAGGAAUUCGGCAUACACGAUCCCAGUUCAAACUUUUCGCUGUGUGAGGUCAGUGUGGGAGAGGGUGGCAUGGUGAAACAAAGGCGCCUGCCCGAUCAAUUGCAAAAUUUGGCGGAACGCAUUGGAUUCGCCUCACGUUAUUAUUUGAAAACAAAUGGCAUAUCCGAAACCCUGGUGCCCGACGAAUUGGCGCUGGAAUUGGUACGGGAGUCUAAUGUGCACUUCCUUCAACUCAAUGCCUAUGAAUUGGCCAUACAACUGACCCUACAGGAUUUCUCCACCUUCCGGCAAAUUGAAUCCACCGAAUAUGUUGAUGAUCUUUUCAAUUUGAAAACCAAAUACGGCGUGCCGAUGUUGAGUAAAUUUUCCGAAUUGGUUAAUCGGGAAAUGUUUUGGGUGGUCACGGAAAUUUGCAGUGAACACAACAUUGUGCGGCGCAUGAAAAUUGUCAAACAAUUCAUCAAAAUUGCCCGCCACUGUAAGGAGUGUCGAAAUUUCAAUUCAAUGUUUGCCAUUAUCUCCGGCCUGGGCCAUGCUGCCGUCUAUCGCCUGAGGCAAACUUGGGAGAAAUUGCCUUCGAAGUAUCAACGAUUGUUUUCGGAUUUACAAGAUCUCAUGGAUCCCUCAAGGAAUAUGUCCAAAUACCGGCAAUUGGUUUCAUCGGAAUUGCUCAAUCAACAUCCCAUCAUUCCAUUUUAUCCGAUUGUACGCAAGGAUCUGACAUUUAUCCAUUUGGGUAAUGAUACCAUCAUAGAAGAUCUCAUCAAUUUUGAAAAGUUACGUAUGAUUGCCAAGGAAGUGCGGUUGCUUUCGCACAUGUGCUCAUCGCCCUAUGAUCUGUUGGCCAUUUUGGAAUUGAAGGGACAAUCACCAUCGAAUGCCAUGUUUUCGUUGAAUCAAAUGUCUACAUCCCAGGGUGGCAGCAAUCAGGGACCCACAUUGAUUGCAGCCAAUGCUGGGAAUGCCACCAUAAAACGGAGGAAGAAAUCCACCGCAGCCCCAAAUCCCAAGAAAAUGUUCGAAGAGGCUCAAAUGGUGCGGCGUGUGAAGGCCUAUUUGAAUAAUUUGAAAAUCAUCAAUGAUGAAGAUAUUCUCCAUAAAUUCUCACUGGAAUGUGAACCAGCCCAUACAUCGACCGCCUCCACUUCAUCGCAGCAUGGGGGAAACUCUUCACGUACCGGCGGAGAUCAAUUGAGUAUUUAUUCUCACACUUCGAACUCAUCGUCGGCACCAAAUUCAUCGUUGUCCUUGAGGAAGCGUCAUCCCUCGUCGCCGACCCUUUCGACAACCUCCUCUACAUCAUCGACCAGCGAUAAUCGUCGUAACAUAAAUCCGAAUUGCCCAAAAUUUGGUACCGCCUCACCACAGGCAGUGAGAAAAAUACUUUCACUCUCCGAAUCGACCAAAAUACGACCACAUCAACCAUUUCCCCGACCACCAGCUACCCUGCCCGGCAACAUACCAUUGCUGAGUAAUACCCAUCUGCAUGGUUUCAACGCAGCCGGAGUGCCAGUUGCGGCCGCCUUGGCUUCGUCCUCGACACCGACACCCAGUCCUUGCUCACAUCGACGCCUGACGCCCGGCAGUAGUAAUUCAAUGCCAGCCACCAUGAUUCCACCCCCCGUACGUUCGAUACAUGAACGUUCCCAUUCGGAUACUCCAGCACCACCGCCUCCCUUGCCUUCGGUGGAUUUAAACUUAGAAAGUAGUAGUGUUACCACAUUUCGUGAUUUACCUUUAAGGAAAUCUGUUACCUCUGGAUCGGUAUCCUCGAAUGAUAGUGGGCAUGGCUCGUAUGCUCAACACGAUACAAGUUCUUCAUCAUCUGUUUACACAGCGGCCGAUUGUCGACUGUUGCAGCAGAUUUCGAAUACGGCAGCGACACGAACUCUAAAUACUCCGUGCAAUACACGUGCAUUAUCGCCACAAUUACAUACACUACAACAACAACAGCAACAGCAGCAACAACAACAACACCUACAGCACCCAGCGACACCGCCACCACCCCAACUCAUGAAUGCACCAUUGCAACAACAGCAGCAACAACAACAUCAGCCACCAUUAACACCAACGCCACCUCCAUAUUUAAUGAGAGGACAAAACAUGCCCAUGUAUCCACCCCCGCCUCCAUCUGGCAGUGGUUUAGGCGUUGGCGUUGGUGGCGGCAGCGGUAACAUUUCACCACAUCCGCCGCCACCAACACCGCCACAACACAUGAACAGUCGACCUUUGUCACCGGUGGCCCUGCAAUCAAAUAUGCCUCCGCCAUAUGCCACAGCUGCCGCAAUGCUUCAUCACAAUCAUAGACAUUCCAAUAUGCAUGGUGCCCCCGGUUGUCCCAUGUGCCCAAUGCCACCUAUGAACCAAUAAAUGUAAUUAUUGUAUUAUUUAUUAAAUAAAAGUUUAUUGAAACAAAAAGAAUAAAAUUAUAUGCCAAAUUUUUUGAUGUUUUCGUUUAAAAAAUAUACAAAAAUCUAAGAAAAUAAAAAAACAAACUACUAUUUAAGGUUGUGUGUGUGGAUAUUAAAACAAAAAAAAAAGAAAAAAAAAAAACAACAACAAAUUGGUUUACAAUUGUGCAUCUGUAAUGUGAAAUAAAUGAAUGUGAUUCGAAUGAUAUUUUUUUGUUUCGAUGUGAAACUGGAUCAUUGCAACCAACCAACACAUGUAUAGUCUGCAGGCGGACCUUUAGCUCCAUUUACUCCUCAGACACACAGAACACAGAAGAAUGGAAAAGCGAAAUGCAAGAGAAACACAAAACAUUUAUUUGAAACAAACCAACAACAAAAAGUAACUAUAAAAACAAACAAAACUACUUAUCAAACGUUUUUUAAGCUAUACCAAUUUUUUUGUAUUAAAUAACUUUAUAUAUAUCAUAUAUUUUGGAAUUAUGUAAAAAAACAAAUGUGUAUGUAUUAAUCUUUAAUUACUAUUAUUAUUAUUAUUUAAACAAGAGAAUUUAGUAAUAAGUUUUACAAACAACAUGAAAAAAGAAAAUUCCGCCAAAUUUACACUAAACAAAAAAAUGAGAAGAGAAGAUAAAAAAACUCGAAACUGUCUGAUGCUACUAUAUAGACCACAUAUAACAAUAACAACAACUAAAAAAUUACAACAAGAACUUUAAAAAAGACUUACCAAUGUACAAUUUUUUUGUCUUCUAAUUAAUUUAAAUUAUAAAAAACAAAUAUAACUCUCGUCCUCUCUCUUUCUCUGUCUCUCACACAGCCCCAAAGCUUGUUUUGGUAACUUCACAAAACUUCUUCCUAACAAAAAUAUAUUUUGAUAAUUUUUUUAUAUAUCUAUAUAAUACCUAUAUACAAAUGAAACAAGCAAAAAGAAACAAACUCGAAUCAGGCUAACAACAAAACAAACAUACAUAUUUCUAUAUAAAAUAAGUGUUAAUUUAAGUUCAGCAAAACAAAAUUCUCACUUUUCCAUGCCUAGGCAAAAAGUGUAUUUACAUAGAAAGACAACACAUUCGUACAUACAUAAUCAUCAUACAUAGACAUUUAUAUAUAUACAUAUACAUACAAAACAAUCCAAGCCAAAAUGAAAGCAAAUACUUCCCUCUCUGCGCAAAAAAAUGCCUUCUUUUUUUGUAUAUUUUCGUUUCAUAGAGAACAAGCUAAUAAUAUACAUAUAAAUAAUUUUAAAAUAAA
Musca domestica (house fly) is the source of this 7142-nucleotide messenger RNA. It is a transcript of the gene PDZ-GEF, whose product is annotated as rap guanine nucleotide exchange factor 2. Gene Ontology annotation, cellular component: plasma membrane; apical plasma membrane. NCBI's taxonomy places the organism in Eukaryota, Metazoa, Arthropoda, Insecta, Diptera, Muscidae. Gene Ontology annotation, biological process: Ras protein signal transduction; positive regulation of GTPase activity. The coding region runs from base 1147 to 5853 and encodes 1568 amino acids. Gene Ontology annotation, molecular function: protein binding; guanyl-nucleotide exchange factor activity. The transcript is spliced from 9 exons. The record is from RefSeq and is a predicted model, not a curated record.